This is a messenger RNA of Nilaparvata lugens (brown planthopper), 456 nucleotides long. RefSeq lists its product as uncharacterized. Bases 1 to 456 code for a protein of 151 amino acids. The record is from RefSeq and is a predicted model, not a curated record. The transcript has a single exon. NCBI's taxonomy places the organism in Eukaryota, Metazoa, Arthropoda, Insecta, Hemiptera, Delphacidae.
AUGAGAUGCAGCAAGCACUUGACAUGUGGCGAGCCAAACUGGUUCAGGUCGAUCAUGAGCAAUGAUGAAAGCAUUGAUGCAGACAUUUCGAGCAGGAUUAAUAUGGGUUGGAUGAAAUGGAGAGAGCUGACAGGAGUGCUUUGCGACAAUAGAAUGUCCAUACACAUCAAGGGCAAAGUGUAUAAAGCUGCAGUGCGUCCAGCAAUGAUAUAUGAUGCUGAGUGCUGGCCUCUGAAAAAGCAACAUGCAGAGAAACUUCAUACUGCUGAGAUGAGAAUGCUGAGAUGGGCCAGAGGAGUAAGUAGACUGGACCACAUUAAGAACAUUCAUGUACGUGGCAGUUUUAAAGUUGUGCCAAUUGCUGAAAAAAUAAUGGAAGGAAGACUGCGAUGGUAUGGCCAUGUAAAGAGACGCCCACCCGAAAACAUGACUAGAAAAGUGCUGGAGAUAGAGUGA